Sinocyclocheilus grahami is the source of this 921-nucleotide messenger RNA. Its product is annotated as ubiquitin-conjugating enzyme E2 Q2-like. The transcript is spliced from 9 exons. NCBI's taxonomy places the organism in Eukaryota, Metazoa, Chordata, Actinopteri, Cypriniformes, Cyprinidae. The record is from RefSeq and is a predicted model, not a curated record. The coding region runs from base 1 to 819 and encodes 272 amino acids.
AUGGGUCCUGCACACUGUAGAAAGAGGUUACAAAAUUCUCACCCGCCUCAUUUCAACGGGGUCAUUCCCACCUUCGUGGGCCCUGAGCAGGCUCUGGAGUCCUACCCGUCGACGCCGCCGAUAUGGUUCGUGGAGUCCGAUGACCCGAGCCUGACUGGAGUGCUGGAGCGGCUGGAGGACGUCAGGAGGAGCAGCACACUGCUCUUGCAGCAGCUGAAGAGGCUGAUCUGUGAUCUGUGCCGCCUCUAUAAUCUCCCCCAGCACCCCGAUGUGGAGAUGCUGGACCAGCCUCUGCCUGCAGGACCUGUCAACCCGGACAGAAAGCUUGGAACGAAAGAUGAGGUCACGUCAGAGGAGGAGGAGGAAGAGGAGAUGGCAGAGGACAUCGAUCUGGAGCACUACGAGAUGAAAGAGGAGGAGCCGGUGGAUGGGAAGAAGUCUGAGGAUGAUGGGAUCGAGAAGGAGAACCUGGCCAUCCUGGAGAAGAUCCGCAAGAACCAGCGGCAGGACCACUUGAAUGGCGCCGUGUCUGGAUCUGUUCAAGCGUCGGAUCGCCUCAUGAAGGAGCUCAGGGAGAUCUACCGAUCUCAGAGUUAUAAAAACGGCAUCUACUCGGUGGAGCUGGUCAACGACAGCCUGUACGAGUGGCACGUCAAAGUGAGAACUGUGGAUCCGGACAGUCCUUUACACAGUGACCUUCAAGUGCUGAAAGAAAAGGAAGGCAUGGACUACAUUCUCCUCAGCUUCUCGUACAAAGAUAAUUUCCCCUUCGAUCCUCCGUUUGCACGAGUGGUUUCUCCGGUCCUGUCUGGAGGGUAAGAUUUUUGAGACUUUAUUCCUUAUGUUAGGGGUGUUGAGUUGAUCUAUAUUCUUUUGACUUUAUCAUUUCUCCCACGUGCAUGCAAACGCAUUUAUUCACAC